AAUAACGAUGACGAUUACUCAUUGAACAACAAUAAAAGAUGCCACAUUCGAUGAAAAAUAGGUCAAAUUUCUCUGUCAAAUUCGUGUCAACCCAGAAAUCCCAUCUGACCAAACCCUUGCUCAUCCCGCCAAUCAAUUUCUUUAUUUCCCACCUUUUCCAUCCGGCAGAACGAGUCUCUCUGCCGGCUCAGUCAUACUCAUUACCUCGCCUUUUGCGCUCUGAACCAACCUCUGCCGGCCGGAAAACUGCUUGAGAGAAUUUUGAUCGACCAUGGCGGGAACGGCACCGGUGAAGAGAAUAAAGCUGGGAUCACAGGGACUCGAAGUUUCAGCUCAGGGACUUGGAUGCAUGAGCAUGUCGCCUCUGUUCAACCCUCUUAAGCCCGAACCUGAAAUGAUCGCUCUCAUCCGCCACGCCGUCAACUCCGGCGUCACUUUCCUUGACACCUCCGAUGUCUACGGCCCUCACAGAAACGAAAUCCUUCUGGGAAAGGCUUUCAAAGGAGGGUUCAGGGAAAGGGUUGAACUCGGUACUAAAUUUGGUCGUCUAUUUCUGGAUGGGAAGAUGGCGAUUCGUGGAGAUCCCGCUUAUGUAAGAAUUGCUUGUGAGGGUAGCUUGAAGAGGCUGGAGAUUGAUUGUAUUGACCUUUAUUAUCAGCACAGAGCUGAUAUCACAGUGCCAAUUGAAGCCACGAUGGGGGAAUUGAAGGAACUGGUUGAGGAAGGUAAGAUUAAGUAUAUAGGUCUUUCUGAGGCUUCUGCUUCAACAAUCAGGAGGGCUCAUGCUGUUCAUCCCAUCACGGCGGUGCAGUUGGAGUGGUCGUUGUGGUGUAGGGAUGUGGAGGAAGAGAUUGUCCCUACUUGCAGAGAACUUGGAAUUGGGAUUGUUGCAUACAGCCCUUUAGGCCGUGGAUUUCUUUCAUCUGGGCCUAAGGUGGCUGAAAAAUUUGAGGGCAACUUUCUGAAGCAGUACCUCCCGAGGUUUCAUCCCGAGAAUAUGGAGCACAACAAAGCCAUAUUCGAGAGGGUGGACGAAAUCGCGAGGAGGAAAGGAUGCACUCCUUCGCAGCUGGCACUCGCUUGGCUGCAUCGCCAGGGAGAUGAUGUGUGUCCGAUCCCAGGAACGACCAAGGUCGAGAACUUCAAUCAGAACAUUGGAGCUCUGUCUGUGGAGCUGACAGCAGAAGAGAUGGAUGAACUGGAAUCCAUUGCUGCAGCUGGUGCUGUGAAGGGUGAUAGGUAUGGUGAAGGUAUAUUGACAUUCAAGGAUUUCAACACUCCACCUCUUUCGUCGUGGAAGCCCACUGGUGUAUGAAGAAUUGCCCCCCAAGGCAAGGUUUGCUCUUCAAUGUGAAGUACCAUUGGUUUUGUAAUGUUUACAUUGUAUGGUUUGAAGAAUCUGGGGAUAAAAUUUUGAUCUUUGAUGUGAAGUACCAUUUUCUAGGUAUAGAAUUAGAAGGAUGGAAUUGUACAAUCAUAUCCUUUUUUCUUGGGUAGAAUCAUAUGAAAUUCUGACUUCAAAUAAGUGUUGGAUAUAAAUUCCGUUCCUUUGUUGAUAUGCUGAUCGUCUAUAAUUAAUAUUUCAUUAACAACAUAUGCUAGUGUCGUUAUAAAAUUAUAAAAGUGCCACAUUGUAUGGUAAUAGAUCGAA
Molecule: messenger RNA, 1651 nt
Organism: Linum tenue
Lineage: Eukaryota; Viridiplantae; Streptophyta; Magnoliopsida; Malpighiales; Linaceae
Source: the annotation of a GenBank genome assembly